CACUGAGGGGCGGGCUGGGACUGGCCAAGCGGCUGGAACCGGGCCUCCUCCACCAGAGGCCGGUGAAAGCUGUCUUCCUGCGCCGGUGACCGGUUAAGGGUGAGCAGGAGAGAUCGGUUCAUCCGCUGUGGCCAUGUCUGUAUCCUCCAGGGGCGGUAGCCCCACGAAGUUGCACCCUCAGGCCAGGCACGGCUGGACACUCAUAUCCCCCCAGGGGUCUGGGAGAGGGCAGUGACUGGCACCCUCCGUAGGUCCUGUGUUCCCCCAAGAAACAGGAAAAGUUGCAUGCCCUGCGGACAUUUAGAGGAGCUGCCUAAAAGUGUUCCUGUGGAGAUUUCUGGAGCUUCAUGCCUAACUGCUUCAGGCCCAGUUUUCCAGGGGCGUCAGCUGCAAAAGUUAAAGCUCCAGUGGAGGACAGCCCCAAAGAUGGCUGCUGACAUGCAGAGGAAAAGAAGCAGUGAAUGCCCUGAUGGCACAUUGGCUCCUUCUGAUGGCCAAAGUAUGGAGAGAGCUGAGAGCCCCACGCCAGGACUGACCCAGGGAACGGAGCCAGGUGCGGGGCAGGAGGGUGCCAUGUUUGUCCAUGCACGUUCCUAUGAAGACCUGACAGAGUCAGAAGACAGAGAAGCUUCUGGGGACAGCCCCAAAGAAUAUGCUGGAAGUCCCCCGCCACUGCCUACAGACAUGCGCCAGAUCAGCCAGGACUUCAGUGAGCUGAGUACCCAACUGACAGGGGUAGCCCGUGACCUGCAGGAGGAAAUGCUACCAGGAAGCUCAGAAGACUGGCAGGAGCCCCAGGGAGCAGCUGGACGACCAGCCACAGAGCCUUCUCAAGAGGGCACAACUGAAGGGGAUGAGGAGGACGCUACAGAGGCAUGGCGCCUCCACCAGAAGCAUGUGUUUGUACUGAGUGAGGCAGGGAAGCCCGUGUAUUCUCGCUAUGGGUCUGAGGAAGCACUUUCCAGCACCAUGGGUGUCAUGGUUGCUCUGGUGUCCUUCCUGGAGGCAGACAAGAAUGCCAUUCGCUCCAUCCAUGCAGAUGGCUACAAGGUAGUAUUCGUACGCCGGAGCCCUCUGGUGCUGGUGGCGGUGGCCCGCACGCGGCAGUCGGCCCAGGAGCUGGCACAGGAGCUACUGUACAUCUACUACCAGAUCCUGAGCCUUCUAACUGGCGCGCAGCUGAGCCACAUCUUCCAGCAGAAGCAGAACUACGACCUGCGGCGCCUGCUCUCAGGCUCGGAGCGAAUCACCGAUAACCUGCUGCAGCUAAUGGCUCGAGACCCGAGUUUCCUGAUGGGCGCCGCGCGUUGCCUGCCCUUGGCAGCGGCAGUGCGGGACACGGUGAGUGCCAGCCUGCAGCAGGCGCGUGCUCGCAGCCUGGUCUUUUCUAUUCUGCUGGCCCGCAACCAGCUGGUGGCGCUGGUGCGCCGCAAGGACCAAUUCCUGCAUCCCAUCGACCUGCACCUGCUUUUCAACCUCAUUAGUUCCUCCUCAUCCUUCCGUGAGGGCGAGGCAUGGACCCCCGUGUGCCUGCCAAAGUUCAAUGCGGCCGGCUUCUUCCACGCGCACAUCUCUUACUUAGAACCUGAUACCGACCUCUGCCUGCUGCUGGUCUCCACUGACCGUGAAGACUUCUUUGCAGUCUCUGACUGCCGCCGCCGCUUCCAGGAACGCCUUCGAAAGCGGGGAGCCCACUUGGCCCUGCGGGAGGCGCUGCGCACACCUUACUACAGCGUUGCCCAAGUGGGCAUCCCUGACCUUCGUCACUUCCUCUAUAAGUCAAAGAGCUCAGGACUCUUCACCAGUCCUGAGAUCGAGGCCCCAUACACCAGUGAAGAGGAGCAGGAGCGGCUGCUGGGCCUCUACCAGUACCUGCACAGCCGCGCCCACAAUGCCUCUCGCCCACUCAAGACCAUCUACUAUACAGGCCCCAAUGAGAACCUCCUAGCCUGGGUGACAGGUGCCUUUGAGCUCUACAUGUGCUACAGUCCACUGGGAACCAAGGCAUCAGCUGUCAGUGCCAUCCAUAAGCUGAUGCGCUGGAUCCGUAAAGAGGAAGACCGGCUCUUCAUCCUCACACCCCUCACCUAUUGAUGGAAGUGGGAAGGCACACUGGGCGUGGGAAGCCGUGAGAGCCUCCCGGUGAGGCUGGCUUCUCCUGCCCAGCCAGCAGGCAGGGACUGUGGGUUGGUGCGUGCAUUAAAGUGCUUUGAGAAAGACA
Messenger RNA from Arvicola amphibius (Eurasian water vole), 2221 nucleotides. RefSeq names its product MON1 homolog A, secretory trafficking associated (gene Mon1a). Gene Ontology annotation, biological process: protein targeting to vacuole; vesicle-mediated transport. NCBI's taxonomy places the organism in Eukaryota, Metazoa, Chordata, Mammalia, Rodentia, Cricetidae. Bases 286 to 2094 code for a protein of 602 amino acids. The record is from RefSeq and is a predicted model, not a curated record. The transcript has 7 exons.